AUGAAAUUCGGUCAACAACUUCGCCAGUCCCUUAUCAAGGACUACUACUGGCACUACAUAUCCUACGAUGAACUGAAAGAUGCCCUAAAAAAGCCCUACAUCUCGGGCAAGAGCGGCGAGCGAGAACCAUGGACAGACGACGAUGAAGCCGCCUUCAUUCACCAACUCGAGGCCGAACUAGACAAGGUUUUCACCUUCCAGAAACUCAAGAGCCAGGAAAUAGUCUCUCGCAUAAGGGCGAGUGAGGCAGAGGUCACACAGGUCGUCCAGCGCCAGGCUCAACAAAACAAUAGAGAUGCGGAAACCGACGAUGACCUCGAGUCCGACUUUGAGCUUUUGGAGAUCGAUCUGAGCGAUAUUAUCGCCGAUGUUCAUGAUUUGGCAAGGUAUACUCAGCUGAAUUAUACUGGCUUCCAGAAAAUCGUCAAGAAGCAUGACAAGCAGACAAAUGUCUACCUACGUCCCUCUUUUGCUACCAGACUGAAAGCCAAACCCUUCUUCCAAGAUAACUACGACGCAUUCAUCGUCACUCUCUCCAAGCUCUACGAUCUGGUCCGUACCCGAGGCAACCCCGUCAAAGGCGACAGUGCGGCCGGAGGUGGUCAACAAAACUUUGUGCGCCAAACCACAAAAUACUGGGUCCAUCCAGACAACAUCACCGAGUUGAAGCUCAUCAUUCUCAAGCAUUUACCCGUCUUGGUUUUUAACGCUAGUAAGGAGUUUGAAGAGAAGGAUUCGGCCAUUUCCUCCAUAUACUAUGACAACACAGACACUUGGGAAUUGUAUGAGGGUCGUCUGAAGAAGACCGAAGGUGCCGAGGCAAUCCGUCUACGUUGGUAUGGAGGCAUGGAAAAUGAGACUAUUUUCGUGGAGAGGAAGACUCACCGUGAAGAUUGGACGGGUGAGAAGUCUGUCAAAGCAAGAUUCACCCUCAAAGAAAAGAAUGUCAAUGCUUUCAUGACUGGUAAAUUUACCGUCGAGGAAGCCUUUGCCAAAAUGCGAAAGGAAGGAAAGAAAAGCAUCAAGGAAAUCGAGGAUCUCGAACAACUCGCUCGAGAGAUCCAGUAUCGAGUCAUCACUCGCAGAUUGGUACCUGUCACCAGAUCAUUCUACCACAGAACUGCCUUUCAGCUUCCGGGUGAUGCUCGCGUCCGUAUCUCUCUCGAUACUGAAUUGACCAUGACUCGAGAAGAUAACCUGGACGGCAGAAAGAGAGCCGGAGACAACUGGAGACGCAUGGAUAUCGGGAUUGAUUGGCCCUUUUCGCAACUACCUCCCGAGGAUGUCGAACUCUUUCCAUACGCUGUACUCGAGGUCAAGCUACAAACACAGGCCGGCCAAGAACCCCCUCAAUGGGUCCGUGACCUAACUGCCAGCCAUUUGGUCGAAGCAGUUCCCAAGUUUUCAAAGUUCAUCCACGGCACUGCCACCAUGUUCCCUAGAAGGAUAGACCUUCUUCCUUUCUGGAUGCCCCAGAUGGAUGUGGAUAUUCGGAAACCCAUUACUCAUCGUUUCGGUAUCGAGAGACCUGCCAACACAGCAAGCUACUCCACUAGUGAUGUCGACGACUCGGAUGACGAUGAUGAAGAAGAGUUGGAAGGCGGUCAAUCAACGGGCAGGACAACCCCACAUGCAAACGGAUCGAAUGAGGGUGGGGGUGGUGAUGAAGCCACUCGAAGAUUGAAUGCUGCUCGACGCGCCUUGGACGAGCAUAGUCGCGCUCAACAACGGGAUGACGAGCGUGAUCAGCAGGCUGCAGCCAGAAAUUCAUUGGAUGAGGAAGAACGCGUUUCCGCCUUGCCACUGGCGGAUGAUGAAUACAUCUACGAUUCAGACGAUGAUGAUGACAGAUCUACUGACGAGCUCGAGGAGGCUCGACGAUCUGGCUCAUGGAAAUUCUACCCUCUCGUACUGAAACAUCAUGUCCAACAGGGUACAGAGGUGUUCUUCAAUGCUCUACACAAGAUCUCACUCCCAACAACCACCCGUCUCCCCCAAAACGGAAGUAUUGGGGGCGUCAAUCCACAAGGUGGUCCAAUUGCCACAGUCAAAAGGUUCAAAGCACCCAAGGGAAAGCGUAUCCACGUUCCCGUCCGUGUUGAACCUAAAGUCUACUUCGCCGCGGAGCGCACCUUCCUCAGUUGGCUCGAGUUCAGCAUCAUCCUUGGUUCAAUCGCAGCAACCUUGCUCAAUUUCGGUGACAGUGUCUCUUUGUACUCGGCUUGGGGCUUUACGAUCGUUGCAUGUGCCGCCCUGAUCUAUAGUGUAGUGAUAUAUUGGUUGAGAGUCCAGAUGAUUAGGAAACGGAGGGCAAGCAUCAGUCGCUAUUAUGACAAGUGGGGCACUUCAGGUCUGUGUGCUGGUUUAUUUGCCGCAACUGCAGUCAGUUUUUUCUUUCGCAUCAGGGAGGAUGGGUGGUUUGUGCAACCGGAAACGAUACCUACUGAGCUAUGA
Exophiala bonariae is the source of this 2454-nucleotide messenger RNA. RefSeq lists its product as uncharacterized. The transcript has 2 exons. Lineage: Eukaryota; Fungi; Ascomycota; Eurotiomycetes; Chaetothyriales; Herpotrichiellaceae. Gene Ontology annotation, cellular component: fungal-type vacuole membrane; vacuolar transporter chaperone complex. Bases 1 to 2454 code for a protein of 817 amino acids. Gene Ontology annotation, biological process: microautophagy; vacuolar transport; vacuole fusion, non-autophagic. The record is from RefSeq and is a predicted model, not a curated record.